AGGCAGAGGGUGAGCACGCUCGCAGACUCUGCAGGGCCAUAGAGGAACACAGAGCAGCAAGCGGCAGCGCUAGUGUUGGCCGGCACCAGGUAGAAGUCCCAGCGCUGUCGCCCCGCAGACCACCGCCGUUGGAUCUGGACACGCCAACGGCGCCCAGACCCCCGCCACCAACGCCAUGGCACAAGCCGCCAAACAUCUCCGCAAGAACAAGGAUUUAGAAGCCCAGCUAGAGGCGGAGCGCAAAGAGAAGGAGGAUGAGAGAGCCAAAAAGAGGAGUCGCUCGCGGGAUAAAAAGCGCAAGGCCCACGCCGUGCAUCGCUGGCUAAUCGAUCAGGACAGUAGUGUGAGCUCUGAGAUGCCGGAUGGCCAAGGAGUAUGGCACUUUGAUGAUGAAGCAGAUGCUGGCAACAGUUUUCUCCGAGCGGCCCGUUCUGGCAACCUGGACAAGGCCCUGGACCAUAUCAAAAAUGGCAUCGAUAUAAAUACAGCCAAUCAGAAUGGGCUCAACGGGCUGCACCUGGCCUCGAAAGAAGGCCAUGUUAAAAUGGUGCUGGAGCUACUCCACAAUGGAAUCGUGCUGGAGACCACCACGAAGAAAGGGAACACAGCCCUGCACAUUGCAGCCCUGGCAGGGCAGGAGCAGGUGGUCACAGAGCUGGUUAACUACGGGGCCAAUGUCAACGCUCAGUCCCAGAAGGGUUUCACUCCACUCUACAUGGCUGCACAAGAAAACCAUCUAGAGGUUGUGAAGUUUCUUCUGGAGAACGGAGCCAAUCAGAGCAUUCCAACUGAGGAUGGAUUCACUCCUCUCGCUGUGGCUCUUCAGCAGGGACAUGAGAAUGUAGUAGCCCUGCUCAUCAACUAUGGCACCAAGGGAAAGGUCCGCCUCCCUGCGCUGCACAUUGCAGCACGCAACGACGACACUCGAACAGCCGCAGUGCUUCUGCAGAAUGACCCCAAUCCUGAUGUACUCAGCAAGGUAAUGAGAGAGACAUGUCCCCUCUCUGAUGUGUCCCCGCAGACUGGAUUCACACCCCUCCACAUUGCUGCACACUAUGAAAACUUGAACGUAGCUCAACUUCUGCUCAAUAGAGGAGCCAAUGUCAACUUCACCCCAAAGAACGGCAUCACCCCUCUGCACAUUGCAGCCAGACGGGGGAAUGUGAUCAUGGUCCGACUCCUGCUGGACAGAGGGGCUCAGAUUGAUGCCAAGACCAAGGACGAGCUGACUCCUCUGCACUGUGCAGCCAGAAAUGGUCACGUCAGGAUUAUAGAGAUCCUGCUGGACCACGGAGCCCCCAUCCAGGCAAAGACCAAGAAUGGCCUGUCUCCAAUCCACAUGGCAGCACAGGGGGACCACAUGGACUGCGUCAAGCAGCUUCUGCAGUACAACGCAGAGAUUGAUGAUAUCACACUGGACCACCUCACCCCUCUGCAUGUGGCGGCGCACUGCGGCCACCACCGCAUGGCCAAAGUGCUGCUGGACAAAGGGGCCAAACCCAACUCUCGGGCACUGAACGGCUUCACUCCAUUGCAUAUUGCUUGUAAAAAGAACCACAUGCGUGUGAUGGAUCUCCUGCUCAAACACUCUGCUUCAAUAGAGGCCGUGACUGAGUCUGGCCUGACCCCCUUGCAUGUGGCAUCAUUUAUGGGUCACCUCAACAUUGUAAAGAUCCUGCUGCAGAAAGGAGCUUCCCCCAGUGCCUCCAAUGUGAAAGUGGAAACUCCUCUUCAUAUGGCAUCUCGCGCAGGACACUAUGAGGUGGCAGAGUUCUUACUGCAGAACGCAGCACCGGUGGACGCCAAGGCUAAGGAUGACCAAACACCUCUGCAUUGUGCCGCUCGGAUGGGGCACAAGGAGCUAGUGAAGCUGCUGCUGGAGCACAAAGCCAACCCCAACUCCACCACCACAGCAGGCCACACGCCCCUACAUAUCGCUGCCCGGGAAGGUCACUCACAAACCGUACGCAUCCUACUGGACAUGGAGGCUCAGCAGACCAAGAUGACCAAGAAAGGCUUCACUCCACUCCAUGUGGCCUCAAAAUAUGGCAAGGUGGAUGUAGCAGAGCUGUUGCUGGAGAGAGGAGCCAACCCUAAUGCUGCUGGGAAGAAUGGUCUGACUCCACUGCAUGUUGCUGUACAUCACAACAACCUGGACGUUGUCAACUUGCUUGUCAGCAAAGGAGGGUCACCGCAUAGUGCAGCCAGGAAUGGCUACACCGCGCUCCACAUAGCAUCCAAGCAGAACCAGGUGGAGGUGGCUAACAGCCUGCUGCAGUACGGAGCUUCGGCCAAUGCUGAGUCACUGCAGGGAGUCACACCUCUCCACCUGGCCUCGCAGGAAGGACGGCCCGACAUGGUCUCCCUGCUAAUCUCCAAACAGGCCAACGUCAACCUUGGAAACAAGAGUGGACUAACCCCACUCCAUCUGGUGGCACAAGAAGGACAUGUUGGCAUCGCAGAUAUCCUGGUGAAGCAAGGGGCUUCAGUCUACGCUGCCACGCGAAUGGGUUACACCCCUCUCCAUGUAGGGUGUCACUAUGGCAACAUCAAGAUGGUGAAGUUCCUCUUGCAGCAACAGGCCAAUGUCAACAGCAAAACACGGCUUGGUUACACUCCUCUGCACCAGGCGGCCCAGCAGGGACACACAGACAUUGUGACGCUGCUGCUGAAGCACGGAGCUCAGCCCAACGAGACAACAACAAAUGGUACUUCAGCCCUGGCCAUCGCUAAGAGGUUGGGCUACAUCUCUGUGAUUGACGUCCUGAAGCUUGUCACUGAGGAGACUGUUUCAAUGACGACCACAGAGAAACAUCGCAUGAGUUUCCCAGAAACAGUGGAUGAGAUUCUAGACGUGUCCGAGGAUGAAGGAAUUGCACAGCUAACAUUAGGAGAGGAGCUCUUGGGGACAGAUGGGGCCAGGUACAUGAAGAUGGAUGACAUGAAAGACCAUGAUGACGAUUUCCUCUCCCCCAAGAAAUCACUGGAGUACGAGAGAGGGCUGGGCACAGCGAAUUACUCGCCAGCCAUUCCCAGGAUCCCCAGAGUCUCCCCGGAGACCGUUCUCCUGAAAGAACACGAGAUAGAUCAGCAACACACUCCACUUCCACUGCCCAAAGAAUAUGAUGAGGACUCACUGAUUCCCAGCAGCCCAGCGACUGAGACGUCAGACAAUGUCAGCCCGGUCGCCAGUCCCAUACACACAGGGUUCCUGGUCAGUUUUAUGGUAGAUGCUCGGGGCGGCUCAAUGCGAGGCAGCAGGCAUAACGGUCUGCGUGUCAUCAUACCUCCGCGUACCUGUGCGGCACCCACCCGCAUCACCUGCCGCCUGGUGAAGCCGCAGAAGCUGACCAGCCCCCCUCCGCUGGUGGAGGGAGAGGGGCUGGCCAGCAGGAUCAUCUCCUUGGGGCCUGCUGGGAUGCAGUUCUUGGGACCAGUGAUCGUGGAGAUCCCCCACUUUGCUGCUCUGGGUCGUGGUGACCGGGAGCUGGUGGUGCUGAGGAGCGAGAAUGGCUCCGUCUGGAAAGAACAUCGCAAUCGAUACGGGGACGAGGUGCUAGAAACAAUCCUCAACGGGAUGGAUGAGGAAUUAGAAAGUCAAGAAGAGCUCGGGAAGAAGAGAAUCCGUCGUAUCAUCUCCACCGACUUCCCCCUUUACUUUGCCGUCGUAUCACGAGUCCAGCAAGAGAGCGACCUGAUUGGACCAGAGGGGGGUCAGCUGACAAGUAAACUGGUGCCACUGGUCCAGGCCACGUUUCCUGAGACGGCAGUCACCAAACGAGUCCGCCUGGGGCUGCAGGCUCAGCCAGUUCCAGAUGAGCUGGUUGCUAAGCUGCUGGGUAACCAGGCAAACUUUAGCCCCGUGGUCACUGUGGAGCCUCGGCGGCGCAAGUUUCACAGACCCAUCGGCCUGCGUAUACCCCUGCCCCCGUCCUGGAGGGACAGCCCAAGAGACUCCGGCGAGGGCGACACCACCAGCCUGCGUCUGCUCUGCUCUGUCAUAGGUGGCACGGCCCCAGCGCAAUGGGAAGACAUAACUGGUACCACCAAGCUUAUGUACGCUAAAGACUGUGCCAGUUUCACAACCAAUGUUUCAGCACGAUUCUGGCUCGCAGACUGUCCUCGGACAGCUGAGGCUGUCUCCUUUGCCAACCUGCUCUACAGAGAGCUGUCCGCUGUACCCUAUAUGGCCAAGUUUGUGGUGUUUGCGAAGAUGAAUGAGCUGCGUGAAGGCCGCCUUCGCUGCUACUGCAUGACCGACGAUAAGAUGGAUAAAACCCUGGAACAACAUGAGAACUUCACAGAGGUGGCUCGCAGCAGAGACAUAGAGGUGAUGGAGGGGAUGCCACUUCACCUGGAGUGCUCAGGGAAUCUGCUGCCUGUGAGGAAGGCCACACAGCAGCCUCGCUGCUUCAGUUUCCAGGCCUUCAGAGAUAACCGACUUCCUGUCUCUGUGAAGGUGAGAGACAGCAGUAAAGAACACACCGGGUUUCUGUCUUUCCUGCGCAAGUCCACCAAAUAUGAGGACAGCCAACAUGUGCUCUGUAACCUCAACAUUACCAUGCCCCCAUGUAUUAAGAUUGUUGGGAGUGAAGACCGGAGGCGAACUCUGACCCCGCUGGCUUUAAGAGAAAGAUACAGCGCCUUGAAUGAACCUGCUAUGGCAUCUAUGAGUGCCAUGGAGAGGACAGAGCUGAAGAUGGCUGUGAUUGCAGAACAGUUGGGACUGAGCUGGGCUGAGUUGGCACGCGAGCUUCAGCUCAGUGUGGAUGACAUCAAUAAGAUCCGUGUGGAGAAUCCGAACUCACUGCUGGAGCAGAGCUCAGCGCUGCUCAACCUGUGGGCCACCCGCGAGGGCAAGAGGGCCAAAAUGGAGAGCUUGUACGCAGCUCUGAAGAGCAUCGACCGUAUGGAUAUAGUGAACAUGUUGGAGGGACAGCCGCCUCAGCCUGCGAGACAAGGCGCACGCGAUCUCAACAGACGUCGACACAACGAGAGAGACAACCUCUCCCCUGGUAUGACCAAUGGUUAUGGGCUCGCCCAGGAAGAGCUUCUCUCACCGGCCUCCAUGCAGUACAGCCUGCCCUCCCCGCUGGGCGCUGAGCCUUACUGGCAGGAAGUCUCCAGUCUGGACUGUGCACCCAUUGCCACCACAGAAGAAGACACCCUCAUGGAGAUGUCUGAUGUGCAGGUGUGGCCCUCAGGCAACAGCCCGUCCCUGGUGCCUGUGGAGGACUCCUCGCUGGAGUGCAGCAAUGCUGACGAUUCAGAAGGUCUGCUGGGGCUGCCGUAUGGAAGUCUGGGUCGGCCGGCUAGUCAGGCCAGUGCAGCCAGCGGAGGGGGUGGGGUGCUGAGUGGCUCCAUUGAGCUGCCCGAAGAUGAUUCAGAGAUGGGCGUUGACUCGCUCAGCACCGCCACGCCAGCCUCACUCGGGGGCACCAUCGCUGGGAUCAAUCUUAACGGGCUGAACAAUGGUCAGGGGUCAGAGGCAAGUUCGGAGGUAUCAGCACUCACCAGUACGACUGGUGGAGAUGGAGCUGGAGGAGGUGGAGGAGGUGGUGGAGGAGGAGGCGCGGGCUCAGUGGAAGGGCUUUCUCUUGUUGCAGGACAGCAAAGGGUGUAUGCUCGGCUGAGUGAGUCACCUGGUCUGAGCUGUGUUGCAGACCGGAAUGGAGACAGGUCAGGUAAUGGUGGAAACGGAGGUGGUGGAGGCUCUUUCCUUUCCUACCUGCAGGAACAGUCAGGCCCAGGAUGGAUCCCUGUCACUGACCCUACACAGGCCUGGGUGGGGAGUCAGCCUAAACCCAGACAGACCAUGGACACCAUGAUAUCGUCAGUAUGUAACGCUGUGGAUGGAGACCCGUCCCGCGUGUCCCAGGAGGCCUUGCUUCAGCCUGUGAGGGACAUGGGACACUCAGAGAUUUUACGGGGGCACUUCAGAGGUACCCAGCCAUUUGAGAAGGGUUUGGGAUUCCCGCACAGGGUACCAGAGCUACGGGCCUGGGACGACGUGCGUCUGAAGGGCCAGGGUGAUGAGGUUGAAGACCUUCCUGGGGAGCAUGUAAGCGAAGAGCAGUUCACAGAUGAACAUGGAAACAUUGUCACAAAAAAGAUUGUGCGUAAGGUUGUGCGCAGAGGGAAGGGUUCAGGUGAGGAGGGGGUUCAGGAGGUGAGCCUGGAGGGUUCUCUGCAGGACGCCAACGAGCUGGAGGUUGAUGCUGAGCAGUUCAUGAGCUACGCCAUCCUGGGCCGGGACAGCAGCAAGCCCGAUACUGUGGAUGUGAAGAAAGGUGCUCAGAUAGUGAAAUGUGCCAGUCUGCGGAGAGUUAAGCAGUGAGGCAGACUGAGUGCUGCGUCCCCGCAGGUACGGGACCGACCCACAGUGCCUCGUCUGACCUGUGGGCUAGACCAUUUAAUCCAGUCGCUCUGGAUUAAAUGCAUCUGAAUGUACCUUUAAUUCAAUACUAAUGAAUGUAAUGUGAUGCUGGCACAGCAAAAUCAAUCUUGACUUUAACAAAUUCUUAAAAUAUAAAGUACACAUUUUAAAAAAAGACGCAGAAAGUUUUAUACCUGUUUUAAAAAUAUAUAAUUAACAGGCUCAGAAAAUGCAGACAUCACAUGAGAACCAUUUUUAAGUCUGUCUAAUACCUAAUAGAAUUGGUUUCAGUCAUGAACUAAUGAACUGGACAAAAAAACAUUUUCUCACAAAACCGAUUUCUUCCCGUUUUUACAGCUUAAACAAUAGAAAUUCAGGCUGCUUGCCUUGUUUACUUGUCAUGUUUACUUCAAAUGUAUGGAGUUAUAUUUGUGAGUAAUAUCAAACACGUCCAGAGUGCACAGAAUUAAUUAAUUAAUUACUUUUUUACUUAAAUGAAAUCAUUAUUUGCUUGAUAAUAAUUCCUCUACAAUAUGUUAUUUUAUCUAAGCAAAAAUAUUAGGGACGCACUGAUUGUGAAAUUCGGGGCCAAUACCGAUACAAGUUGUUGUUGUUGUUUUUUUUUGUGGUUAUUUUCUUCCCCUUUUGUGCCAGAGAAACAAAGAAAUCUUCAUCAUGGAAAAAAAUAACCGAACUGUUUUAGAUGAGUCAGACCGACAAUAACCAACGCAAUAUUUAGCUAUCGCAAAAAUUGUAACACAUGAGAAAAAUAUCCACUGUCAUCUGUAAAUGUCACCUUAUUUGCCAAGAAACCAAUGCCAGUCAACAAAAGCCCCUUGCAGACUUGCUGUUCAAGCCACGAUAUUCACGCCUAGGUAACAUUUCGCCUGCAAUCUGAACUCGCCAGAGGCGUGAUGGGGGGAUCAAGUGAGCCCGGCUCUGUAACACCUUCAAAGGUAGUAAUAGAGGCGUAAAAUAUGUGACAUAUCAGCAACAUGCCUUUCAUUUGAUUCCGACAGGGAUCGAAUCAUGUUCAGCAAAAUGCAGAACAACAUUGCUUGAGUCUGUAGAAUCUCUACAGCGAGAAACAGCACAACGGGCAGUUCUUCCACCAUUAUUGUCUUGAAUUCACCACUGUCGUUGCUUAUUGUACACGAAGUAUCGACCGCUAGUUGUAAACAAACAGACUUCGCUCACAAGGUGAAUACCGAGAGCGAAUACUGAUAUUCAGCCGAUGUAUCAGUGCUUCCUUAAACAAAAGUUUCUGUUUCUAAAAUGUCCCAUGGGUUACUCAAUAUAAUGCCAUACAGACGGACAGCACAAGUCUGUAAAUAAAUCAUUAUUGUUUUGCUGUAAAAUAAGUCAGGACAGUUUGUUUCUUCAUGCAUGUUGUGACAAAAAGGAAAAAGGGUUGGCACAGUGUGCACUCAGCUGAACAACCAACUGAAAAGGAUCUUGUAAAGCUCAAGGUCAAAUCUGCAAGGCCAGUUGUCUGUGAAUUGCUAUCUGGAGCCACUGCAGUGUGUGUGUGUGUGUGUGUGUGUGUGUGUGUGUGUGUGUGUGUGUGUGUGUGUGCGUGUGCGUGUGCAUGUGUGUGACUUGCCCUUUCUAACGUAAAGGCCAUGACAUUCCUGAGAUUAGUGAUAUUUCAAGCGACUCACUACUGAAUGUUAAACCACUUCUGCCAACCAUUUUUGCUUGAACGCUUCUGCAGAACUAAUGAGCUGUUUUACUGAGUAUUACAAAGACUGACCAGUAUCAGAGAGGACUUUAGGUGCUUUAUGUACUUCAAUGUAGGAAAAUUCCAAGAGGACUGUUUCGUGAAGGCCAUUUUAAAGCAGCUAUAAGGAACUUUUACUUUGUGUUGAGUUUGACAGCGUCUGUUGACAAAAGCAAGUGUUUCCAUAAUUAGAAAACCUCUAAUUUUACUGCAGCAGGGUCUGACAGUCUGCCUCGCUCAGUCCUCGUUCUGGUUCUGGUGUGCCUCCUUUUCCAGGCCUGGCAAAAUGACGUGGGUGGUGGAAGAAGCUCUCUACCUUCCCGACAGCAGGUUGAAGGCAGCAGCAAAGCCUUACGGUGUCUGUCCAUGGCGGGCUAGUUGCUGCCCAAGGCCCCACUGGUGUCUGAGCAUGAUUUCAUCUGAUUUAAUUGGAAUUUGACCCGAUGGCACAGUGUCAGGCAUAUAGAAUAACAGCGUCGGACUGGAAACUAAUUUUGACCCUGGAAAUUUAUAUCUGGAUGCAGCUUUUUCCUUCCUUUUUUUCUGUUCCACUUUUGUCCUUUUUAAGUCAGUUUAAUCAUUUCAUUUUGUGUUUGUAUUUGCCAAAAUUGUCGGAUUGUUAGUGCAAACCUGACUUCACAAAAUUGCAAAUAUUCUCGCUGAUGGUCUUGUUUGCUUAUGUCGGCAUCAAUAUUAAAUGGAGUGUUUAGUAACCAGUAAAAAGUUCCUUGUAGUUGCUUUAAAGACUUAUUAUUUUCUUAGUAUUUUCUAGUUUACGCUGACUUACUGCUGCUUGCAUGUCUGCUCUGUAGAUUCCUGAUGAGCUGCAGCUAAACCAACGUGUUUCCGUCUCUCCGCAGAGUUCUCCACAGGAUUCAACCCCUUCACCAAAACCAUCCUACAUGGACACAUGACCAGCAGCUGACAGGAGGAAGAACAUACAUAUAAAGGCAGACAGACAGAAAUGAACGGCAACGCCACAACAACCACAGCGGCUAUGCCGACUAUCAGCACGCACCAGAAGAGAAGGAUACGGAUUUACUUGUAGUUUUUAUUACCUUUUUUUUUUAAAGAAACCGUGGAAAAAAAACAUCUACUACUAGGCUAGAAGCAUGAUUUCGUAUAAAACAAAAACCAAACACAAACAAAAAAAAAACUAGCAACCAAAACGUGCUUCCUGUUAUCUGUAUCAGCAUGAGUGACUGCUGCCGCAUGGCCUGUCUUUAACUACAAAUACUGAGGGAAUAUAAGGGUGGGUAAAAGGGUGGGGAGGGAUGGGGAGGACACACUGCUGUAUGGGACAGGCAUGCAAUGUAGGGUAUGGUCAAUAACUGGCCCGUUUUCUAAACCGACGGGGAAAAAGUCUAACGGGGAAGACUUAAAAUACUGAGAAUUACAUAAUCUCUAGGCAACAGGUUACUCCCCCUCCUCCCUGCCAUUCUCUUCCUUCUAAGAGCAUCACAAACUAGUUUUAAACCUGUCCCAGUGCUCUCAAAGUCCAGUAAAAGCUAAAAUUAUCACCCAGUGUUGUACAUAAUAUCGUAUGCACUAAAAUGCUCUACAUGACUGUGUGUUAUGUGUGUUGUUUAUGUUUUAAGAUCCCUAUGCGAUGCCACUGAUGCUGCUGUUUCAGGUACAUAAGAAACUCCUCCCUGUUUUUCUCUCGUUUGGUUCAUUUGGUCUGAACCUAUAUAUUAUUCUAUAUAUCUUGAGAUCUUUGUGGGUACAAGAACAUGCAAAUGUUGUGUCGCUCUGCCUGUUUUUAAACGUCGGAUUUUUGUGUGUCGGGUUGUUUGUUUCUUUGUGCUUUUCAUGUGCUUUCACCCUUUGCUUUUGACAUGUCAAACUGUAGAGGGAAGACAUACUGUAAGUCGUUUACUGUGCUGUGGGGUGUUUUUGAGCUUUGGGAGGCAGGUUUCUGCAGUGAACCUGCCUCCCUGACCUUCCCCCAGAGUGGUUUGCCUUGUGGAGAGGGGGACAAAAAGAUAUAUGAUGGGUGACAGAUUAUCACGAGAGAUGAACCUACUCUACCAUCCCACUCCUCCGCCUUUUCUUGUCCCCAGUGUGCCGUAUAUCCGUGUGAGGUUUCUGUUAAUCAGAUAUCUGUCUGAGCCAAAAUCCCAACACCCUCUUUCUUAAUCUUGCCCUUAUCGCCCUACCUCCUACCUCUCAGCCCCUCACCCCUCUCAGAGUAGAUGUAGCAGUCCUGUCCACCUCCAGCAGGGGACGGGACCAUCAGCUCGUAGCAGUUUGACCUCAUCGUGCAGUAUAUGACACCAACACACACAAGGUGCAUGUACAGACCAUCUCACCGCCACCAGAAGAUGUCACUGAAUGAGAGUAAAUUAGCUGAAAUGCUGGUGAUAAUGUAGCACUGGUUUAACUGGGUAAAAGAUGAAGAGUCAGCUGGAGAAAGGAAAGUGUUGCGCCGAGGGUCGAGGACGUGUUGAGCUUUGAUGUUUGUCUCCUUGGCAAUUGAUUUGGAGUGUAGCAAAGACAGUCAGUCACCAAUCACUGUGAUGAGAAACUGUAAUACUGACCCGCAACUGUGAGCCGGACCCUUCCCGUAGCGUGUCUCAAGUUCCAAUCCUUUCUUUCAGUGGUAUGUCUCUUUUUUUUUUUGUCAUGAUUUACUGUCUUAACUGUACUUCAGAAGGCAAUAACUGCUUACAAAAGGAAAGGAUUGUUUGUGUGAGUGUGUUUGAGUGUGACAGAGAGAGAGGAUUUCAGGAUCAUAGUUCAUGUUCUUCCUAAGCUCGAGCUUUCGAUCUGUUAAUCACAGCUUUAGGCUACUCCUCACGCCACUCAGAAAUGAUGUCAGUACAUUUAGUAUCCAACAUUUUAUCACUUUGCCUCUCUAGGAAAAAAGUUUUACGCUCAGAUUGAGCAAAUAUUGGUAUGACCUCAUACCAGCCAUCCCAUCUGCAAAGUGCCCAGUGUUUUUGUUACUCAUCGAGGAAUGUAGGUGUGUUUAGUCGUAGCUUUUAAACCUUAAUGACAUUCAUAUGCACCUUGAAAGAAAUCCUAUUUAAUGUGUGUGUGUGUGUGUGUGUGUGUGUGUGUGUGUGUGUGUGUGUGUGUGUGUGCGUGUGCGUGUGCAUGUGUGCUUGUGUGAUUUUAAUAUCACAUAUUUAGUCCUGGAUAUUGGGACAUGUCAAAGUUGUGAUAAUAUCACAGGAAGUAAUACUGCGAAUGGGCAAAGAGCAGAUCGCUCUCAGAUUAUAACUCGAAUUCACAUAUUUUUUAAAGUUGAUUUACCUCAAUAAGCGUGCCAUCUCACAUGAUAUUUAUUAUCUACAUGCAUUUAUUUCAAACAUUAUGUUAGACAUUGAAUGCUUUAUUAUGGGAAAAAUAUGUCAGUCACACAAACGUUGCAAUAAUCACCCAUUAAUAAGUGUUUUAGUACGGCUUCACAGCCAGAGAUGAUGAAUGUAAAGUCUUGGUAUUCUGUAAGUCCUGUUAUAAAGUAGUCAUCUGUGUUGGCUCUGUACUUUAGUAGAUGAUAGGGUAUUCACUCUGUUGUUUCAACUCAGUAUCUGCUGUUGAUCAUCAACAUUCAUUAUAAACAUAUUCAUAGAAAUCAAGGAGGAAGAGAGAUUUAAAGAGAGAAGCCUCAAAUAGGUUUUGGAUAAUAAAUAUACCUUCAUCAGAUAUUAUUUAUAUUUUAUUAUAUUUUUUACUAACCACAAAAAAGUUAGAUGUCAAUAACAGUUACACUGCAGUGUAAUGGUGUAUAUCCCCUUGUGUUAUAGCAUACAGUUUGCUCUCUAAGGGCUCAUUAUUAAGGUAUGCUUGGGUUGGUUUCUGAAGCAGGGGUCGUUUAUAAAUCCACUGCUGAUGUCAGGGUUGGAGCGAGGGGAAAGGGGGUCUGAUGAAAAAAAACAAUAAGAAGGGGCACUUUGACGUUUUAGAUGGAAUUAUUGUGGGGAGGCUUAGUGGCUCUGACGGCUAGUCUUUCAAGAUGACAAGCAUUUUUCCUCAACACAACCCACCCCAAAUCUAUUUCUGCCCCCUUUACCAAAUAUAAGACUGAGCCGAUUCUAAGGCUUCCACAUGGUGACAGUCUGAACGCGGUUUGAAAGGAGGAGUCCAUCUAAGUGCAAGCAGAGGGAGGAGUGGUUGCAUCACAAAAAUGAACAAUGAAAAGCCUGCACUGUGGGACCACUGAGACGAUGCCAUGCACCAAGUUCAUGCAAAAAUAUUAACUGUUGCAAAAACUAGAGAACACAUGUAUAUUCCUUUAGAAUGGAUUGAAGACAUUAUUAACGCAAUAGCAUAUUACUCAAUACUAAGGAAUGCAACUGCGCACAUGCACAGAAAAUGUUUUUAACAUAAAAGGCUAUAUAUAUAUGAAAUAUAUGAAAAUAUAUAUAUAUAUAUAUUUACUUAGAAUGCUAUGCACCCUUACUUGUCAACUGGGAUUCUAGUUAUGUUAUGGAUGUACUUUUAGCAUCAUACAGCUGUAGCUACCAAGAGACUGUUGAGUUCUGGGUAAUGCCUGCAACCUGGGGUUAAAAUAGGGGUCUUGUGGGUAUUUUAACCUGUUUUGUUUGCUUUUUUUUAUUGUUAUGGAGAGUCAAACAUGAAUUUAAAAUAUACAUGUAAAAGCCUUUUAAUCCAAUCAAAUCCGAGGACAUCUAUUGACAAUUUACUCUGUACACCAGCUCAACAUUUACAAAAUUAAUAAAGAAAUGAAAUGUC
Messenger RNA from Centropristis striata (black sea bass), 12797 nucleotides. RefSeq names its product ankyrin 1, erythrocytic a (gene ank1a). Gene Ontology annotation, biological process: signal transduction. The coding region runs from base 176 to 6337 and encodes 2053 amino acids. Lineage: Eukaryota; Metazoa; Chordata; Actinopteri; Perciformes; Serranidae. Gene Ontology annotation, molecular function: protein binding. The transcript is spliced from 44 exons. The record is from RefSeq and is a predicted model, not a curated record.